AUGUGGCGCAACUGGUUGUCGAAAUCACCGACACCAUCUCAGCACGCUGAUGAAAGGGCCCGAUCCGCAACACUGCCCAGAGCACAAACUCAAACCACUUCCGGAUCCCCUCCUCGAUCUUCCAGUUCAAAGCCCUCCAGAGAGUCAUCGGCCACACGAAAGAAGGGUCCUUUCGACUUCCUCCGGCCUACGCGCUGGCGAACACUUUCUCGAUCGAGGAGAUCCUCCCCACAGCCAACUCAAUCUGUCGCCAGCGAAGAUGCUUGCCAAAAAGACAGUAGCGGAUCGACAACUCCUACGAAUACCGAGACUAGACCCUCUGGCCUCCCUCUCUGCUCCCAGGACACCAUCUCGCUUGCAACGGACCCGGGGGAGCCUACACCCAAGUCAGAGGACGCGAACAAGUCCCUAAAGGCUGCUCUCACAGCAAACCAAAAUACAGUGACUGGCGUCACCCCAUCCCAGAGUCACGUAUCCAAAAGACUGAGCCGGAAAGAUUUGAGCAGAGAACAAACCCGACAGCACACCUUAAGGCCUUCAUUUUUCCAUUUUGCCAAAAAGACCACCGAAAAUACCCACGGCCAGACGGUGAGUCACCCUGUUAGGUCAGUUUUCACGUCUAGAGGUGAUUAUUAA
This is a messenger RNA of Mesocestoides corti, 636 nucleotides long. Lineage: Eukaryota; Metazoa; Platyhelminthes; Cestoda; Cyclophyllidea; Mesocestoididae. The record is from the annotation of a GenBank genome assembly.